ACAAGUCUGUGAUUACAGAGUUACCUCCCCUCAGCACUGGGACACGAUGGCGGUGUCGAUACGCCAAGCCAAAGCGUUACUGAGAAAAGACAUGAAGACAAAACUGUCAGCUGUACCAGACCGACUCAAAGUUAUUCAGUCCCAGAUUGUCAUAAAAAAGGUCCUUGCACUACCAGUCUUCCAGACCAGCAGGCGAGUGUCUGUCUACCUUAGCAUGAAGAGUGAGGUCAGUACAGAUGCGCUGGUGCAACACGUCCUCAACUCUAACAAGGCUUGCUUCAUCCCACGUUACGACGGUGUUGGGAUGUCCAUGGUGCGACUGGCGUCAUGGCAGGACUACCAAGACCUUCCGGAGACUAAAUGGAAGAUUAAACAACCCCCCGUUGACGAGGUGCGAGAAGACGCUCUGGACUCAGGUGGUUUGGAUGUCAUCUUGACCCCGGGCGUGGCCUUCACCCCCCAAGGAGUUCGUUGCGGGCAUGGCAAGGGUUACUAUGACAACUACCUACGUCAGUGUGAGGAGAGAGGCCACAGACCUGUCACGGUUGCCCUUGCCUUCCGGGAGCAGAUCUGUGCAGACAUCCCGGCUACGGAGGCAGACAGAAACAUCGACUAUGUCAUCUACCCCACCAGUACGGAAAUACAAGAUGCUCUCAAGGACGUAACAUGACUUUCUAAACAAAUACACUUUUAGACACUUAUCAGGAAGCUUUAUUUUUGUAUCAUCACAGGAAGUUGUUGAACUGCUCAUAUUUAUGAUCUGUUGAUUGAUGGUUGUGGAAUAAACACAAAUGAAGUGGAAUUGUUUGAAAUAAGUUUCGUUGUACUUGAUAUUUAGAUAUGCCUGCUCUGGCAUAAGUUUUAUCAAGAUUUUUAAAAAAAUUCUAUUUAGUAAUGUUGAAAAAAGUUAUCCUAUAAUCCUUAUUGUUUUUAGUGGGUUAUUUGUAAGUCCCUAUCCCAAGAAAGAUUCAUAUUCAGAGCUAUAAUCUGUUUGUUUAGACAAGGUCGAGAGACAGUAGUCCUGCUUGGCCUAGGGUGGAGGUGCUAGUCACUUCAGAAUGUGUACACACAUCUGUAUUGACAUACACAACAUAGACCUAGUGUGUAUAUCCAUGAAUGUGGUUUAUCAAGAUAUAUGUCUGAGAUCCCAGUCACUUCAGAAUGUGUACACACAUCUAUAUUGACAUAAUGUAUUCAUCCAUGGAUGUGGUAUAUCAAGAUACAUGUAUAUGUUAACAUCAACCUAUAUAUCAAGUGAGAAUGCAAUGCUUGGCUCGCCUCACCCUGCAGUAUUAGUUAGUGGUGUUAGGAAGAAUGCAUCUUAUUAACUCACGCUCAUGUAACUGCAGCUUUAGCCUCCAGUUAUAAACAUUUGCUGUUCUUGUGAAUUGCAUUACAUAUUUCUAUUACUCUUUGAGAUUCAAAAUGUACAAUUUGUUGAAAUAAACUCUGAUUUGUGAUGA
Molecule: messenger RNA, 1463 nt
Organism: Haliotis rufescens (red abalone)
Lineage: Eukaryota; Metazoa; Mollusca; Gastropoda; Lepetellida; Haliotidae
Product: 5-formyltetrahydrofolate cyclo-ligase-like
Exons: 3
Coding region: 47-670 (207 amino acids)
Biological process (GO): tetrahydrofolate interconversion; folic acid-containing compound biosynthetic process
Cellular component (GO): mitochondrion
Molecular function (GO): 5-formyltetrahydrofolate cyclo-ligase activity
Source: RefSeq, a predicted model, not a curated record